CACUCAGUUAUCGAGGUUAUACUUCUGGUUAUAUCUGACCUCUGAAUAACCGAGCUGAGUGCAAUCUAGCCAUCAUAGAGUUCAACUUCUAACAAGUAGAACGUGCGAGAACGACCAAUUUCUAUAACAGAAGCUGUGUAGAAUACUUACUAGAACAAGGGAUGAACAGCGUAAUGCAUCUUUUUUUCAAACCAGCUUGUUGACUCUACUUUUAUGUCCAUUUUACAGGCCUCCGGUGCAUAUAUUUUCCGACCUGCAUCUCCAAUAGAGAUCCCGGUCGAUAUGAAUUCCUCAAACGGCUAUCCGCGCAUCUCGGUGGUUCGCGGCCCCCUGUUCGAGGAGGUACGCCAGGAGCUCUCAUCGUGGGCGUCGAUCGUGAUCCGAGUCCCAUCGGACGGCCAGGAUGCGCAGCUGCGGUACACGGUGGGCCCCAUUCCGUCGGACAUUUCCGGCGGGCAAGAGGUGGUGCUCCGACUGGAGGCGGACGUCCGGAACGGCGGAACGUUCUACACGGACAGCAACGGAAGGGAUCUCAUCAAGCGGGUGGUCAAUUAUCGGCCGUCUUGGGACCUCAUAGUCACAGAUCCGGUCGCAGGAAACUACUACCCGGUAAACGCCGCAAUUUUGAUCCGCGACUCUGAGAAACAACUCACGGUCCUUACGGACCGGUCCUUGGGCGGUACCAGCCUCCGGGAGGGGCAUAUUGAUCUGAUGUUGCACAGGCGCUUGGUCGUCGACGACGGACGCGGAGUUGACGAGGCGCUCAACGAACAGCAGUUCGGCCAAGGGAUGGUGACACGUGGCACCUUUCGAUUGGGCGUCCACGACGUGAAUGUGGCUGCCAGUUGGUUGCGAGGGGCGGCUCUUCGGCAUUACCAACCUCUGGAGCUCGCUUUUGCAACGCAGAUUGGCGGCCGGUCUGCAUGGCUCAAGUCGCGCCGGGGGGGUGCGUCAGGCCUGCCAAACGGCGCGCAAUUACCCCCCAACGUGGCGCUUGUCACGUUACAGCAGCUCGCGAGCGGGGCGGUCCUCCUGAGAUUGGGACAUCUUUUUGAGGUGGAUGAAGACCCCGUGUUGUCGCGGCUCGCUAAUGUAGAUUUGCGCACGCUUUUUGCCAAGAAGAUAAAGGCAGUCACAGAGAUGACAUUGUCCGGCAACCAGGCGAGAUCCAACGUGCAGAAACUAGUGUGGCGGGUGGAAAACGAGCCGUUUUCGGAAGCGCCGAAAUUAAGGGGGUCCCCCUUCGGUCGCGGAAGCUUCUUAGUAGAGCUUGGUCCGAUGGAGAUCCGCACUUUUGAGAUUAUCUUUGGAAACGAUGGACCGUCCGUCCAUCUGUCUUGGGGGCUUUAUGCAGGGUUCGGGAUAGUGCUAUUAGUAGGUGGGCUGAUUAUGCACGCAGCUUAUAGUUGGUGGCGCGGACGGCAUAAGCGGCUGCCCGGCUAUCAUACGCUUUCGCAGCAGUCGAGGGCUGCCGACGCGGACGACCGACGAGUUGGAACAGAAGCCGAGAUGAUUGAGGUAGACUCCCGAAGUCCGUAAGGGUUGCCAAUACUAUCCUGGUCACCCCUCCAUUAAGUUAUUGAAAGCGUCGUUGCUGGGGGAUGACAUCCGACAUCAAGGAUUACCAGCCUUUCUCAAGCCGAGGUGACCAACUCACUGACCGUGUCUUUGUGCAAGUUUGUACCGUCGUCGAAGAGAUAACGCAGAAUUAACGACGGCGGCCCAAGUCCGGUCAGUUUAACGGGCCGCGCUCUGACGGUCGCAACGUUACAGCAUAUC
Klebsormidium nitens is the source of this 1779-nucleotide messenger RNA. The record is from the annotation of a GenBank genome assembly. Lineage: Eukaryota; Viridiplantae; Streptophyta; Klebsormidiophyceae; Klebsormidiales; Klebsormidiaceae.